AUGACACAGGAGACACGGCUGAAGCUGUGGAACGUCAGCAGCACUAAGAUGGUCCUGCAGCUGCCUUCCAUCUUCCACCACCUCCCCCACCUGCAGCACCCGGAGAGCCUGCAGCCGGCAGUGCACGUGGGACAGGGCCGCACUGGGGUGUCCAUCGUGCUGGGGGUCCCGAGUGUGAAGAGGGAAGUGCACUCGUACCUGUCGGACACACUCACCUCCCUCAUGUCCGAGCUGUCGCCCGCCGAGAAGGACGACUGUGUCAUUGUGGUCCUCGUCGCAGAGUUAGAAGACGACAUCGUGGCUCGUCCAAACUACUUCACCACCAUGAAGAACUUUGCCCUGCAGCAGCCCUCAGAGGAGUGGAUGAUCCUGGAGUUCUCCCAGCUCGGCUUCAUCGGAAAGAUGUUCAAGUCGGAGGAUCUGCCCAUGAUCGUGGAGUUCAUGCUGAUGUUCUACAAAGACAAACCCAUCGAUUGGCUCCUGGAUCACAUCAUGUGGGUCAAAGUGUGUAACCCCGAGAAGGACGCGGACAAAGACUUUGGGAAGCAGCACCUCCACAAAGGCCACAUCAACCCUGCAGCAGAACUCAGCUCCAGCCUGAAGACCUACCAGCACUUCACCCUGGAGAAGGCCUACCAGGGGGACGACUUCUUCUGGGCCUUCACCCCUGUGGCCGGCGACUUCAUCCGGAUCCGCUUCUUCACCCCCGUGAGAGUCGAGAGGUAG
Molecule: messenger RNA, 726 nt
Organism: Knipowitschia caucasica
Lineage: Eukaryota; Metazoa; Chordata; Actinopteri; Gobiiformes; Gobiidae
Source: the annotation of a GenBank genome assembly